Messenger RNA from Baudoinia panamericana UAMH 10762, 260 nucleotides. RefSeq lists its product as uncharacterized. The record is from RefSeq and is a predicted model, not a curated record. NCBI's taxonomy places the organism in Eukaryota, Fungi, Ascomycota, Dothideomycetes, Mycosphaerellales, Teratosphaeriaceae. The transcript is spliced from 2 exons. The coding region runs from base 34 to 204 and encodes 56 amino acids.
ACGAAGCUGCGCGACCACGUUUCGAACCCUAGAAUGGCCGGUCACGCAAAGAAGGACUGUCACUCGGGGCAGUCAGGGACCAGAAGCUCAGUGUUCCGACCAUGCGAAUGUAUCGACAUGCUCAUCAAGGCCAGAAUCCACCUCACCAGUAUCAGGCUGCACGUGGCAAGAUUGGACACUUGGUCGCCAAGUACUUCCGAGUGACGUUGAGGAUGGAGCUAAGUUCUGAGGAUCGCGAGACCGCAACUACGGAAGAAUGC